UGAAUAUUUCCUCGCCAUUUUAAUAACAUUUACAGAGCAGACAGCAGAGAUUUUUAUAUUUUAAGCUUUUUAAAUGACUUUAAAUGGAUGAAACUCGACCUACCAACAGAUCUAAGCGACAGAAGCCUCCUGAAGAUGGAUUUUGGGAGUGUAGUGUGUGUACCUACAGAAAUUCCCCAGAAGCUUAUAAAUGUGAUAUGUGUGAUAUUCGUAAAGGAACUUCUACAAGAAAACCCCGUUUGAAUUCACAACUUGUAGCCCAGCAAGCAGCCCAGCAAUUUGUUCCAGUAGCUGCCCCACCCUGUAAGAGAGAAAGAAGUUCUACGGGAUUAGAGUUCAACAGUGAUUUUGAAUUCAGUGACAAUAGUAAUCAAGGAUUAAAUUCUCAUUUUUUUGAAGAACCAAUAAGUAAUAACAACAGUUUGAAUCACUCUCUUGACUUACCUGAAGUACAACUGCCUGAAAGUAUCAAGCAAGAAAAACAACUGCCUGAAAAUGUCAAACGGGAGAAGGAAAAACAACUGCCUGAAAAUGUCAAACGGGAGAAGGAAAAACAGCUUCCUGAAAAUAUAAAACGAGAGAAGGAAAAGCAACUUCCAGAAAUUUUAAAACAGGGAAAACCUGAAAAACAAAUUCUGCCAGAAAAUAUCAAACGGGAGAAAGAAAAACCUGAAAAACACAAUCUUAAACAUGAAAAGCAUGCUAAGCCAGAGAAAAAGCCAAAGAAAGUUAACAGAAUACCAAAGGUGAAGAAAACGGAUAAACAAGAAAGAUCUGAAGAGAAAAUCUCUGUUACAGUAAAUAAUGUUACAGUAAUAAUUACAGACUAUGUUCCAAAAAAAGUGAAGAAAAGGACUUCCGUAGAAACAAAUCAUGUGGAUAAUAGUGACAAUUCUUCCACGUCAGGGGGAAGUAACUGUAAUACAGAGGAUCUUGUAACAGAAAAUCAUCAAUGAUCAUAAUUGUAUAUUUUGUUUGUAUUAUAUAUUGCCAUAAAAUUAAUGAACAGUGUGUGAAAUUUACCCAAGUAAAGACCAUUUCUAUCAAAAUAGGCCAUGGUAUUUAACUAAAGUCUGUUAAUAAGACCUUGGUAAAUACACAUCAAUCAAAUUAGACCAAUGUUUACAGCUCAAGACUAGUAAACUAGACCUUUGCAUAGUGCUCAAGUGAAACCCAUCUGUCAAAUAAGGCCUUUAUAUAUAGCCCAAGCCUAUCAAAUUGGACUUUCAUUUAUAUUUAUAUAAAUAUCAAUAUUUUAGUCUUCCAAAUUUAACCUUUUUCUAAAGACCAUGUCUGUUGAAUUAAAACUUGGUUAAUAUAGCUAAACAAAUGAUAGUUAACCAAAUUAGACCUUUGUUUACAGCCCUGGCAGAGCUCUUGUCUAUCAAAUUUGGUCUUUGUUACCUGGGCAAUAAUCACUUGUGUACUAAGUCUACGGUAUCAGAUUAGACGUUUGUUUAUGUAACUGACAUAAAGCCCUAGUUAAUGGGCUGGUCUUGGUUCAUUAUAAGGAUGAUUGAUAUAGAUUAAAAGGUUCUGGUGUAAAAUGGAUUCAGACUGGUAUAUUAUAAAGUUCUUUUAGAAAUCAUUUCUUAUAGUCUGAAAAAAUGAAAGUGUGUAUGUAUAAAGUCAGUGUUUUGGUACUGACAUCAUUUACAACAUACCUUUCUUUAAUUGGGGUUAGUAAAUUAAGAAAUUAUUAACGGUUCUAACUCCUCAGGCAAAGUUUUCUUAAGAUGUAUUUUGCUAUUCCUUUUUUGUCCCUUCUGGUCAAAAGCUCCUUGCAUAUUCAAGCCAUACACACUUUGCAUUCAAAGGUUUGAGUUUGAGCAUUUUAGGUGAAGGCAACCUCAGAAUAGGGCUACGGACACACUAAAUACAUAAAGUUUCAUUGUUGUUAUUAUGGUUGUCAAUAUGUUAAAGUCAACAUAAAAAUGUGUCAUUCUUCAGAGAUGCAUUCAAAUACAGCUAGGUUGUCCCUAGAUGAUCUUGUUCUGUCCUUUGUCUUGUGAAUGUCAACAUUCUUUGUAUUGCCAGACUUGCACAUAUUUUCUUUAUUAAUCCGCAUAUGAUCAUUAAAACUGUUACUCAUUUGAUUCAAUGCAUAAUAAUACAGUGUAGAUAAGUGUCAUUGAUGUAUAAUAUUUGGAAGGUAUUGAAAUGACCUUUUCUUAUGUAAAUAUACACAUUACACAUUAUUUUACAAUGUCAAUACAAUUCUUUGGACAUUCUUCUGUCAUAUUAAGUACAUGUACAUGUGCCUUUGAAUAAACAUUAAUUGGGACAGUCACACAACUUUCAGGCAAAUAUGUGAGAACAGUAAGCUUCACUUUUAAAUGACCUUCAACAUUAAACUGAAACUGACAUAUAUUUAGUAUAUACAUGUAUAUAUAUAUUGUUGAAAAAUGUCAAACAUUCUGUGAUUGAUGGUAAUACAAUGAAAACAAUUUGCAGAAUUAUUAUUAAUUAAUUGUCAAUAGUCUGAUUUAGAAAUCUAUUUUAAAAGGCAUACAACCCCUUUUUUUGUAAUACAUAAUUUAUAAUACAACCUGGUAGCAAUAGUUUUAUUUGUUGAUUGAAACAUAAAAUAUUGCUGUACUGAGAUUUAGAACAUUCCUGAUGUAUACAUAGUCUGAGAACAGAAUAAAGUGGAUUUAGAGCAGUCAAAUUAUGUUUACAUUAUCUGUGACAUAAUUGGUUAAGGUACUGAUCAAGUUGAUUACCUGACAUAUAUAUAAAAAGUGUCUGAAAACAUAAUUGAUUGCAGACAAACUGAGACCAAUUUAAACAGUAAUUAUGCCAAUGUGAAAUUCCAGAAGUGGAUCAAGCAUCUAUAUACUAUUAAAGACCAAAAGGGAGUUGGUGAAUCAUCUUAUUGCUACAUGGUCUCCCAAAACAUCUGAAGAAUCAGAAUUUUGUUCCCCUGUUAUUUUAAGGAUUAUUAAUUUUGUUUUUAUAAGGCUUUCUUGUGACUGAGUAUUUGUGUGUAUAGUAAAUAUUGAGAUAUGUUGGGUACUUGAUUGACGACUUAAAAGCUUAUUCAGUAAUUUCUGCUGAUUUCAGAAUACCGAACACAUAUAUAUUUUCAUCAUGAUUAUGUUGGUAGUUUAAAACAUCAAAAAAAUAGGUAACAGCUGACGACAUUCACUAGACAGGUGAAUGCUGAAAAGAAUUAAAUUAUAGAGAAAACUGUAUAUGCAACUGAUUUGUUUAAAAUUAUGAUGUCUAUCAUUCUAAAUAUUCUCUAAUAUUCCUAUAAAAACCAUUGAUGAUAACAAAUAGAAUGAUGUAAGUUGAUUAUCAUGUUAACUGCCAGUCCUCAAUUUUAUACCAUUGAUCUCAUGACCUUAUUCAGCAUGUUCAGAGGAUGCAUAUAAUUUUGUUGGUGAUAUUUUUGAGAAUUUAAUAUGAAUACAGAUUCGUUUCAUCUAUAAAAUCCAUAAAUUUUGAAAGUACAGGUGGGACCUACAAACAAAACUGUGUACAAGUUUGUCAUUUAAAACAAUAGAAACAUUCCCCUAAAUUAUUGUACAUUAGCAUAUUCUGUUAGAGAUAUGUUAAAGAUUCAUACAUUUUUAGCUCACCUGGCCCAAAGGGCCAAGUGAGCUUUUCUCAUCAGGUGGCGUCUGUCGUCCGUCGUCGUUAACUUUUACAAAAAUCUCCUCUGAAACUACUUGGCCAAAAAAAUGUGUCCGGUGACCCGGCCAACCAACCAAGAUGGCCGCCAUGGCUAAAAAUAGAACAUAGGGGUAAAAUGUAGAUUUUGGCUUAUAUCUCUGAAACCAAAGCAUUUAGAGCAAAUCUGACAUGGAUAAAAUUGUUUAUCAGGUCAAGAUCUAUCUGCCCUGAAAUUUUCAGAUGAAUCUGACAACCUGUUGUUGGGUUGCUGCCCCUGAAUUGGUAAUUUUAAGGAAAUUUUGCCGUUUUUAUACGCCCGUUUACGGGACGUAUUAUGGUAUACCGGUGUCCAUCUGUCCGUCCGUCGUCAACAUGUCGGACAUUAACUCAAAAACGCUUUAACCAAUUUGCAUAAAACUUUGGUGAAUUGUUUAUAUCUAUUGACGUGAGCUCCCUUUCGUUUUUUAUAAAUUUCAGAUUUUACGUUUCCGAGUUGUGGGGUUUUAUUCAUUAAAAAAAGGGAUUUUCCAGUUUUCGGACAAUAACUCAAGAAUGCUUUCACCAACUUGCAAGAAAUUGUGGUGAAUUGUUUAUAUCUAUUGACAUGAGCUCCCUUUCAAUUUUUAUGUAUUUUAGAUUUUACGUUUCCGAGUUACAGGGUUUUAUUCAUAAAAAAAGGGGGAUUUUCCAGUUUUCUGACAAAAAAUCAAAAGUGCUUUCAGCAGUUCUUAUGAAACUUUGAUGAAUUGUUUAUAUCUAUUGAUGUAAGCUCCGUUUAGAAUUUUAUAAAUUUUAGAUUUUACAUUUCCGAGUUAUGGGGUUUUAUUCAUUAAAAAAGGGGGAUUUUCCAGUUUUCAGACAAUAACUCAAAAUUGCUUUCAGCAAUUCUUUUGAAACUUUGGUGAAUUGAUUAUAUCUAUUGAUGUAAGCUCCCUUUAGAAUUUUAUAAAUUUUAUUUGUUUAUAGUCUGACAACAGAUUUACUACGUAUUGCGCAACAGCAUAGUGUAUCGCACAACAGCAAGAAAUCUUUAAUUGAAUAUAAAUUCAAUUCAUAUAACCAAUUUCAAGUUCUUUGACUACGUUUAUUCAGAAACCUAUAAUAUGUCAAAUAUUUAAUUACAAUCCAAAUUCAGAUCUGUAUCAAGCUUGAAUAUUGUGUCCAUUUUUGCCCCAACUGUUCAGGGUUGGACCUCUGCGGGCGUAUCCAGCUGCGCUCAGCGAAGCAGUUUAUUGGUUAUUAUCUUCAAUAUUAUUAUAGAUAGAGAUAAACUGUAAACAGCAAUAAUGUUCAGCAAAGUAAGAUCUACAAAUAAGUCAACUUGACCAAAAUGGUCAGUUGACCCCUUAAAGAGUUAUUGCCCUUUAUAGCCAAUUUUUAACCAUUUUUCGUAAAUUUUUGUAAUCUUUUACAAAAAUCUUCUCUGAAACUACUAAGACAAAUUUAACCAAACUUGUCCACAAUCAUCAUUAGGGUAUCUAGUUUAAAAAAUGUGUCCGAUGACCCUGCCGGCGAACCAAGAUGGCUGACAUGGCUAAAAAAUAGUACAUAGAGUAAAAUGCAGUUUUUGGCUCAUAUCUCUGAAACCAAAGCAUUUAGAGCAAAUCUGACAGGAUAAAAUUGUUCAAUAGGUCAAGAUCUAUCCGCCCUGAAAUUUUCAGACCAAUCAGGCAACACGUUGUUGGGUUGCUGCCCCUGAAUUGGUAAUUUUAAGAAAAUUUUGCAGCUUUUGGUUAUUAUCUUGAAUAUUAUUAUAGAUAGAGAUAAACUGUAAACAGCAAUAAUGUACAGCAAAGUAAGAUCUACAAAUAAGUCAACAUGACCAAAAUUGUCAAUUGACCCCUUAAGGAGUUAUUGCCCUUUGUAGUCAAUUUUUUACAAUUUUUGUAAAUUUUUACAAAAUAUUUUCCACUGUAACUACUGGGCCAAGUUCAUUAUAGAUAGAGAUAAUUGUAAGCAGCAAGAAUGUUUAGUAAAGUAAGAUCUACAAACACAUCACCAUCACCAAAACACAAUUUUGUCAUGAAUCCAUCUGUGUCUUUUGUUUAAUAUGCACAUAGACCAAGGUGAGCGACACAGGCUCUUUAGAGCCUUUAGUUUACCUUUUAGACUAUUUGUAUCUUUAAAUGGUAAGAUAACUAAAUCAGUGUGACCUAUAUUUAAUCAUCUAGUUUUACAUUCUAUGUAUAGGUAAACAGUGUCAUUGAGUGUAUAGAUAUAUGUAUGUCAUACAGCAACACACAUAAGAUAUUAACUUAAAGAUAUAUAUUUUAAGAUAUAUAUUAAUUUUUGUAUGAUGAAAAUGUGUGUGAUGCUAUGUAAAAUGCAAGUUUUUAGCAUGUAUUCAAAUGUGAAACACAGAUUUUUUUUUCUGCACUUGUCUACCUGAUAAAACUCAUCUGACAUUGAUUUCAUUAUUCCUUUAUCAACCUUUUUUAUGCCCCCACCGUAGCGGAGGGAGCAUUAAGUUUUACCCUUGUCCGUCUAUGUCUGUACGUCCCGAAAUUGGUUUCCGUUCUCUUACUUUAGUUUGCCUCAACCAAAUGUUAUGAAACUUAUACACAAUGCUGAUUACCACAAAACACAGAUCAAGUUUGAAUUAGGGUCGAGUCAUUAGUACCUUUCUAGAGUUAUGCCCCUUUACAAAUGGAAAAAUUGCUGAAUUUUUCUUUUCCGUUCUCUAACUUAAGUUUGCCUCAACCAAAUGUUAUGAAACUUAUACACAAUGCUUAUUACCACAAAACUCAGAUCAAGUACGAAUUGGGGUACCGUCACUUUUACUAUUCUUGAGUUAUGUCCCUUUAUAACGUUAUAUGCAGCAGGGGCAUCAUCUGUGUCCUAUGGUCACAUUCCCCAUUUUUUCAUUUAUAGAUAAUAAGUUUCUCAGUUACGACACGAAAUAUGCCAAUUAUAUAUAUGGUAUAUGUAAUGAUUGUCAGGAGUUUAUGUCCGUCUGACAGGUUCCACUUGACAAUGACCUCAUUUUAAUGGUUCACUGACCAAUGUUAAGUUUCCUGAUAACAUCAGAUUCUCUAAGUUUUAGGUCAAAUAUAUUGUUGAUUAGAAUAAUUGUAGAGUGUUACUGUACAUGUUCCUAUGAAAGGGUUCAUCUAACCUUGAUUUCACUUUAAUGGAUCAUUGAUAUAAAUGUUUUUUUUUUUACACCUGUUUGACUUUCAACAUAAAAUUCAUUCAGGUCUGAAAUUUCAGUAUGUGCAUACUUGUUAUUUCAAAAAACACUUAAAAAUUGGGUAUAAGGUCUUUCAUUGGGAAAAUUCAUUAUACAUAAAGGAUGUAUUUCAAUUGUGAAGGAAUGAAUUGUUAUUAAUCUGUGUAAGGUCUAUGAUAAAGUUAAAAUAUCAGUUUAUUAAAUUUAUUCUACUCACCUUGCUAAAACAAUCUCUUUUACAAAUAACAUCUGUUUACCAAAGGAAAAUAAUACCUUAUAAAAACAAACUAUAAAAAUCUGUUUGCUAAUUGGCCAGUUAAAAUCAAAAGUUUGCUAAUAUCUUUCUUGUGGUAAGAAAGGCAAGCUAGGAUACUGAAGGUUUAUCUAUAACACAUAUCAAUUAUACUAGUCAGAGUAAAUCAUUAAUUCGCCUGGUCAAACAGUGGGUUUUUUUCUGUUGUUUUUGUUUUUGCCUGUAAAGACAUGGGGAUGCUAAUUCAAAGGUGUUGAUGGCAUUAACUAUUUGUAUUAAGCUUUUUCCCUUAGAAGGUAGAAGACUUCGAUACUUCAUACUUUGUAUACAUAUGCCUUCUGUUUUUAAGUUUCUGUCUGUCAAAUGUCCAUUGUCUGACCCUAUUUUUAUAGUUCAUUGACUACUUUAAAAAAAAUUUAGUUCUUGCUUAUAAUGAGUAAUAGGAUAACUAUGUUUGGAAUAUGGGAUCCUUGCAAGGUCUACAAAUCCAUCAGACUCUUUUCUUUGAUCAGUGAUCAAGGUUAAGUUUUCAUGGUAUCUCAGAUACUAAAAGGUCAACUACAUUUGGGUAUGGAAUAAUUGUAUGGUCUAUAUGGCGGGAUUCAUCUAACUUGACCUUUUUUCAUGGUCCAUUGACCAAGUUUACAUGGUUAUAUCUGUAUCUGAUCGCAGACAUGCAUUUUCAAUAAGCCCAAGUUGUACUUGCCUUCUGGCAGGGUUCAUCUUUUAAAAAUUCAUCUCAUUUAUAUGGAUCAUUGAUAAUGAAUGUUAAGUGAUGUGAACUUGGAUGUCAUUUGCUGUAUAAAAAUAUUUACAACAAAAACAAAAAUUUUCACAAUAAAUCAUAUCUUUUUUCUACAUGAAGCUGACAUAAGCUAUACUGAAUGUGAAAUGUAGAGCAUUUAUAGUAGAAUAGAUUUAUAUUGUCGAAAAUAUAAAGUCUUUUUGUUAGAGCUUUCGAAAUUGAAAGAAAAAUUAAGGUAACCAAGGGUUUCUCUUUGUUUCAUAGUGGGUACAAAUUAAUCCGAUAUUAAACAACAUUGUUAGUAUGUUAUAUUUUUUUGCAACUUGAUAUUGGUGAAUUAAUUAAUUUAUUUUGUUAUUUUGGUUGGUGCCUUUCUUUUUUGUUUUUAAAGAUAACAUACAUUACUUUGACACAGGCAUUGAAGAGGUCAUCAAAAUGAACUACAAUGGAAACACUUGUUUGAAUAUAUCUAUUUGUUCAUUAUAGAAUUUGUAAACUGGCAAUGUGUACACAGUAUGAAUGUUUAUUUGUAAAAUUACUGAUUGCAGAAUAAAUUGUGAUUAUCUCGGUUAUGAUUGGUGCAAAGAAGUGGACAAACUGAAUUAUUGUUACCAAUAUAAUGCAUUGCAACAGUUGCAACAAUCCCAACACAGUUAAUUAAAAUGUAGUACAAACUUAGUCAUGUUGGUUUUAUUUACAUCAUCGUAUAUUUAAGAAGAAUACUAUGUCGUUGCUACUUACUAUGAUUUUCAGUUCUGAUAUUGAAAUAAAAUGAGAUGAAAAUUGA
Mytilus californianus (California mussel) is the source of this 8572-nucleotide messenger RNA. Its product is annotated as RING1 and YY1-binding protein B-like. The record is from RefSeq and is a predicted model, not a curated record. The coding region runs from base 84 to 956 and encodes 290 amino acids. Lineage: Eukaryota; Metazoa; Mollusca; Bivalvia; Mytilida; Mytilidae. Gene Ontology annotation, cellular component: nucleus. The transcript has 4 exons. Gene Ontology annotation, molecular function: DNA binding; transcription coregulator activity. Gene Ontology annotation, biological process: positive regulation of DNA-templated transcription.